This is a messenger RNA of Podarcis lilfordi (Lilford's wall lizard), 6345 nucleotides long. The record is from the annotation of a GenBank genome assembly. NCBI's taxonomy places the organism in Eukaryota, Metazoa, Chordata, Lepidosauria, Squamata, Lacertidae.
AAACGUUACCAGAAGGACCUCCUUUGAGCAAUCAGUUUGCUCAGCCCCCACAUUGCUCAAUCAGCAGGUUAUUUUAAAUAUAAAAUGACCGCUGUGUGAUGGAAACAUUAUUCUCAGUGAACCUCCAUCCAGAGCAUCAGAUAUCUCAGAGUAAGUUGGGAAUUGUAAUCUUAUGGUAUUUUUGUUUUUCUGCUGUUUUGAUCAGGAAUUGUAGGUUUCUAAUAAGCAUCCUAACUGAAAUUUCCUUUCAGUAAGGAAUUGCUCAGUUUUAUGAAUGAGGUAGAGUGCAUGAUUUAUGUAGUAUCUAUUUUAUUUAGUGCCCUGUGAAACGGCACCUAUUAUUUUUAGUUUGACUGGUCCUACAUACACUAAUAGAUUGAAGACGCCUUGCAAACCAUGGUUUGGGUACGUACUAUGCAUUCAAACCAGGCUGUGCAACUAUGGUUUGAAGACAGGUUGCAAACCAUAAUAUGUUCAAGUGUUAUAGAUGCACUGAGCAAACCGUGGUUAUGUAACUUUUCUUACCUCUCCAAACUCUCCUUCUAAGGAGCCAAGCUGGUCUUCCUGAUGUAUCCUUAUACACAACCUUAGAGAGUGGGGGAGGCUCAGCCUGAUAAGUUAACCCCCUAUUUUCAUAAUGUAUCUGGUUAAACCAAUUUUAAGGCAGCAAACGAUAAUUAUUGCUAACCCUGGUUAAGUAUUAUGUCUGCACUGUCAUUGUUUCUGCCAUGUUGGACAGAUUAAUACAAAUAAUCACAAUGUGAAUAGUUUUCCAGGUUUGGCUUGUACAUUUUGAAUUAGAAAUUUGCAUGCUUUGCAGAGUCAUCCUUUUUGUACACUGCCUGGAAGUAAGUCCAUUGUGUUCAGUGGGGUUUCCUCCAAGUAAGUGUGCAGAGGAUUGCAUUUUUCGUGUUGUUGACAUCUCUUGAUUGUUUUGAUGUUGGGCAGUCUUCCAAUAUUUAACCUUACAAGCUGUCAGCUGUCAAAUAUUAAUUACCCUUGGAUGUGAUCUAUUGAAUGCAGUAAGAUACUAUUUAAUGCUGUUGAAUGUUCUUAAAAAUAGUGCCUGCUACAAAGGGAACAUUGGCAAAUACUAUACACCAGUGGUAUGUUCUACAGCAACAAGGUAGUACUGUAGUGAACAAACGUGAAAGACCUAGGUUCAAAUCUCCACUCACUCAUGAAAUACAUGAUAUUAAGUCCAGCUGCUUAUUCUCAGGCCAAUUUACACAUCUCUGGAUUGUUGUGAAGAUAAAAUGGCAUAAAACAAAUCCCAGGCACAUCAUUCUGAUGGAAGGUCUGGAUUGCAAAAGUGGUAAAGAUGGAUUUGAUACACUUGUGGUGGUGGUGUUUUUAAAUCACAAUCAUUAUUUUAUUAUUACCACCUGCAGCAGCAACAUCCCAUACUUUUAAAAAGAGCACACAGAGAGAGAUAUAAAAAUAUGACAAAACAGCAAUGUUUUGAACACUGAGAUACUAAAAAGCAGAAAAGGCCUUGGAGCACAUAGAGCACAACUACACAAAAUUCAAGCACUAUUUAAUCCCAUUGGUUUCAAAGGAGGGGUAAGUUUGUGCUUCACUUGCUUCUGUUGUGAUCAGUGAGGAUUUAAUAGUGCUUAGCUUUGGAUUGAUUGUGCUUGAAUUAUGUGAACACUAAAAGUUAGACUCUAAAGUUGACUAUUAGCCCUAGUCAGCACAGCUAAGCACCCAGGCCUGGCUAAAAGCAUUUGUACUCAUCUCUAUUAAUCACUGUUAUAUUAUUUAUACACUGCCUGUGUAACUGGGUUGCCCCAGCCACUCUGGGCAGCUCGCAACAAAAUAUUAAAAGCACAAUAAUAUAUCAACCAUUAAAAAUUUCCCUUCAGAUGUCUUCUAAAAGUCAAAUAGUUGUUUAUCUGAUGGGAAGGGCGUUCCACAGGGCGGGCACCACUACCGAGAAGCCCCUCUGCCUGGUUGCCUGUAACCUCACUUCUUGCAGUAAGGGAAUCGCCAGAAGGGCCUCAGAAGUGGACCUCAGUGUCCAGGCUGGACGUUGGAGGUGGAGAUGUUCCUUCAGGUCUACACUAUAGUGAAGCAGCAAGUGUUUUGCAACAGGUUUGGAGAAUGAAUGGACGUUUAGAAACCCUUUAAAACAAAACAAAAAAUACUAUUUGUGGAGCAGCAUAAUACUCUCUAGCUGUAGCUGCAGACCAAAUUCAAGGUCAAGAACACAGGACAAUAAUCAAAUGGAAACUUGGUAGGCUGCUACUGCCACCUUACGUCAUCAGGGACACCAGCUCACACUCUCACUGUCUGUCUGUCUGUCUUUCUCUCUCUCUCUUUUUAUAUAUUUCAGACAGUCUGAAAGAUGCGUCUGUUUCUAGCAUUCAGUGUUCUUCUUCUGGGAACAUCUUUGACCAGCUCACAUCCAACCCCAGACGAAGAUUUGAACAAAAGUACGUUCGUAUAAUAAGCACGUGGAUCAGACAUAGCUCAGGGGUACAACACAGGCUUUUGAUGCAAAAACUUUGGUUCUUGACAUCUCCAAUCAAAAAGGGAUCUUAGGCAGUAGAGAUGGCAAAGACUUCUGCCUGAGAUCUAGUUCUCAAAAGCUGCUGGUGGGGUGGUUAACCUGUGUUUGGACUGUACCAUCUCAGAAACAGUAGAAUGGGACUCAGGUGUUGAUCUACUAUUAAAAAAAUGAACAAAUCACAGCACACAGAAGCCAACAAAUCAAGGCUGGGCCUUGCCUUAUAGCUUUCUGUGUGCAAGGAAUGUUUCUUUUUGGAUAAGCACUCGGAUGUGUGGGACCUUACCUAAAGUGGGACAAUCCAGAAAUAAGGUUAACUAGCACUUACUGUUCAUAAGAGUUAGACCAGAGCCACUGUCAGUUAACAUAGCUAAUACACGAAAUGGGGCAAUUGUCUGGUUUUGCGUAAGCCAGAUCCAUAUAUUCUUUAGACAUAUGUUGAACUUAGGGGAUCCAAUUGAAGAAUGAAAAGUGUAUAUUCAGAGUUUUUAAAGUAAAUGCCAUACCCAAAGAGAAUAGGUAUAAUGCAUGCAUAAUAGCUAAUGGGAUUUCUUCAGAUGGAUAGAAAUCCUUUGAAAGAAAAGAUAGCAAGCCCAAAGAAUAUUAAAUGUUCCUGGAUAUUUGUCUUGGAGAGUUAAGUCCCAGUGAAAGUGAUACUGUUUUUCCUUUCAGGAGUACACGUUUUGGAAGAAACUAUGAACCAUUUGAAAAUAAAAUUGGACGCACUAGACAAUGCUUUCUAUACAGUCCAUAAAGGUAAGACAGCUGGAAGUAUGUUAUUUCCCUCAAACCAUUCCCAGAAUCCUAGAUUCUUUUCAAUGUGGAUUUCCAUUAAGUGGUCCACUUUAGAAUUACACUUAGUAUGUUAUGUUUGCUGCCAGCUUUUUAAGAUAUUUUUUUUUUAAGUAUUUAGGAUUUGGGAGUUAUCACAAUAUUGAAAUGUUGAUAAAAUAAUUCCUGGUCUUGGCUAGUGAUUUUCACACUUUGAUGAGGAAACAAGUGUCCCAAGGUACAAUGUCUAUGCUGCGGAAACAUUGUGUCCAGACGUCCCUAUUUUCCAGGACAGUCCCAGAUUUACAGAAGCCAUUCAGCUUUCUGAUUAGAUUCCAGAAUGUUCCGCUUUUCCUUAGAAUGUCCCUAUUUCAUUGGAGAAAUGUUGGGAGGUAUGUGUGUCUUGCCAGAGAUUCUGGGUUAUGCUCUCAGGUUUGAAUGGGUCAGAGACUGUCAACAUAGUGCCCCCCAGGUGUUGAUAGACUAGGGCUCCCAUCAGCCCCAGCCAGCGUAGCCAAUGGUCAGGAAUUAUGGGAGAAAUUUAAUAACUAAAAAUAAACAGCAUCUGAAGGAGACACCAAUGGCAAUCCCUAGACUGUGGCUCAAUGCAUAGCUCUUUACAGACUAAGAAUGUCCUCCCCCAGGUACCUAAAGCUCUCCUGCAGCUACAGAUUGAGUGCUUAACCAAUGCUUCCUCAGCAAUCUUGCCUGCCAUUACUGAGUUCCUGUUCAUUUCCAACGUAACACAGGAUUCCGUGUUUACAAAUUGCUGAAAAUAGACUCAUAGCAUAUUAGAACAUUGCUAGUUUUAAUUUUUGAGUUUGACCAAACGGUGGGAGGCAGUGGAAGACAGGAGUGCCUGGCGUGCUCUGGUCCAUGGGGUCACAAAGAGUCGACAUGACUAAACGACUAAACAACAACAACAGUUUUAAUUUUUAACCUCCUACUCUUUAAAUAAGGUGCAUUGCCCUUUGCUUUUCCAUUGCUGUCCUCCACAUCUGAUCUCAGAUCGUAAGCUCCUUGGGUCUUUCACUUAAGUUGCUCCAUAGUGCAUCGUGAAUAUUGGGGUCUAUAUCAACCAACUUGUAGUAGCGGAGCAUUUGAAAUUAUUGGAAUGAUUGUCUCCUGUAUUUCCAGCUCGCAGUUUUGGAAGUGGCAGUGAAAGGUUAUACACCACAAAUCUUGGUGAAGGGGACUUCGAAACGCUCAGUGCCACCUGUCUCGCUGCUGGCGGUCAUGUUCCUUCUCCGAAGAAGGAGGCUGAGAACAACGCUUUGCAGAGUGUGUUGAAGAGGCAUGAGAAAUCGGCCUAUGUUACAGGCCACAAUUUUGACGCAUACACAAACUGGGCAUUUGGGGAACCAAGCAACUCUGAUGGAAGUAAGAACUGUACAAAAGCUGCCAAAGAUGGAAAGUGGCACUCUACAUCAUGCGAAGAGAAGCUCCUCACUGUUUGUGAAUUUUCCUUUAUCCCGUAAAUUCAGAAUCAGUGUGGUGUUAAUUGGAAAGAGUGGUGGACAAGGAGGACCUAGGUUCAAAGUCUCACCCUCUGGGUGACUCUCAGCCUAGCCUACCUUGCUGCGUUGUGAGGAUAACAUUGGGAAGCCCCCAUGUAUACUUCCUUGAGCUUCUUGGAGGAAGGGUGGGAAGUAAAUGAUUGUGAUAAAUAAAUAAAAGGCACUGCUUGAGCUUCUCUGGUACGCUUGAUAUGUGUUUUGUCGGUCAUGUAUGAAGCUUAUGCCUAGGAAAGAUAAACCUACUCCAUAUUACCCACCCCAGUUUCUGUUAAGCCAGGCCAGCAAGAUGAACCUACCUACCUAAGUCACACAUUCUGAAACCAUACAUGAACUAAAAUGCAAACAUCUUUUGAAACUCACACUUUCUCUUCCCGGUCAAAACCAGACUUCCUUAGCGUAUAUACUUAACAGCAGCAUUCAUGUUGCAUCAGUUAGUCGUUUUUCCCAGAGUCAUCAUGCUUCAAAGUGUCAUCAACCACCCAUUUGUUCAUUUUAUAUUUACCAACCACUCCUCCAAGAAAACACAAUCAAAGCAGGUACAAUUAAAAUAUAUAAAGGCAACCAACUCAUACUAUUCAGUAGGCACAUUUGCAUCUUAUUCUGAACAUUGUCUCCAAAGGCUGUGUGUGUUGUAUACAAUAAUUUCUUAAAGAGUGUCAAGCAUGCCAUUCAGGGGUGCCAACUUGGAUAAAAUAUGGGGGGGGCAGGUAAGGCCCGCCCCACAUAACUGAUUACAUGACACAGCGCACACAUUCCAUUUGAAUAGCAAUGCAUAUCAACUUUUUUGGGGGGGGUCUGGCCCACUCAAAUAUUUUAUGGGGGAGUGAAGGGACCUCAGCCCCUAGGAGUUGGCUCCUAUGAUGCCAUUUUUUGAACUGCAUAUCAGCUUUGGAAAACAGCCGUACCUUGGUUGCAAAACGCCUUGGAACUCGUACGUUUCGAAUCCUGAACAAUCGAAAACCGGAAGCGAGUGUUUUCGAAAGCUGAACAUCUGGCGCAGCUUCUGAUUGGCUGCAGGUUGUUCCUGCAGCCAAUCAGAAGCCGCGUCUUGGUUUUGAACAGUUCCGGAAGUCGAACGGACUUCCCGAAUGCAUUCUGUUCGAGAACCAAGGUACAAAUGUUAUUUAUUUCAGCACGAAGACUUCCAACAAACCAAAAGAAAACCCCAAAACACUGCUCUCCUUUCAGUUUUGUGACAUGUUUGAAGGAGAUAUAAGCAAUACGCUGUUUGCUAUUUUAUUACCCUUAUUUGAAGUGGUAUCUCCCAUGGAGAAAACCUUACGGCGUGUGAAAAAUCACCUACAACCAUUUUCUGAAUCAGAGUACAACAUAUCAAGAAACACAUCCUAUUUCCAAUUAAGAUCUUUGAAUAAGAGAUAGUGACAGAAUCCAGUAAAAUGAAAAGGGAAAAAAAGUCAUCCCCAGGGAAUGCGUAAGUUUGUUUUCUUACACUCUCCCAUAUACAUUAUUAAAGUUUUCAAUCCAUUGCCUCUGUGACUGCCAGGAGGCUCUUUGUUUGCUUGUCAGCUCAAGCAAGUAUUGAACGAG